UGGCUCAGUGUUCCACAUAAGUGAAGGGAGAUAACAACGCUGUCAUUACUUUCCUGCCCUGUAGGUGGCGCCUUGUCACAGGGUCGAUGAAGUUUAGACGCUUAAAAAAAUCUGCUGGCUCCCGAGAUCGAGAACGCGCUCUGAGUCGCUUCCCCAGCAUGUGUUUACUCCUAAAAGUUCCUGUCACUGUACUAGCAGGACUAUGUCUGCUGUGACGCCUCCUGUUCAUGGCCGGCAUGUUUCUCAUCGACGUGAGUUAGAAGAGCUACCAACGGAAAACCGGAGAAGACAGCAUAUUCCUCCGCCUGUCCAGGGUGGAAGGCAGGCACCACUGCACAGCCAGCGGCACCGGACUGAUGUCAGCCAGAACCGCCCUCGAACUGAUCCCAGUGCAACCUGGUCCCGCACGAAUGAUCCCAGUACCAGAGAGCCUCUGUUGGACGACUGUGAGCGAAUGGGGACUCUGUUUGGUUCGCUCAACAAGUGUCUGCGGGGAAUGGGCUUCAGCCAGAUGUACUUUGGGGACAAAAUAGUGGAGCCGGUCGUGAUCGUCUUCUUCUGGCUGCUGCUCUGGUUCCUGGGCAUCCAGGCCUUAGGACUGGUGGGAACUCUGUGUAUUAUCAUCAUCUACAUCCAGAAAUAAUGUUGAUGAUUUGAGUGGUGCUUGGUGAAACUCUGGAGAGGCCUGUACUUAUACACUCUUGGUGAUUUACGAUGCUUUAUAAUUGUGAUUGUCCAUCUGGAGCCUUCACUUGCUUUCCACAGUUGAUGCAAACAAUGGAGACUGAUUAAAGAAAAACCAGCACAGAGCCAGAUUAAUGGAUUUGAUCAUCUUGCAGUAUUUACCACAGAGGACGCGGCGUCAGUUUGGGGUAUUUUUGUGGCUGGUUUGAUUGCAUGCACGUUUAUGUUCAUGUACAUUUUUGGGAGAAAUAUUAAAUGAAUCCCACAAAGAUGAUUCACUAAUGUUUGCAGUGCACAGUUCACUGUGAACUGUGUUGAGUGUAAUGCUAACAGUGUCUCAUUUUGGGCCGGAUGUGGUUGUGAUUGUGUGUCUUUAUUUGGACAGAGAAGGGCUGAUUUAUCGAGUGCAUGAGUGAUGUAGAGGCCUUCAUGCUGUGAGCACAGUAGCUGAGCUCUGGCUCAUCGUGCUUCACUCAGUCCUCAUUCUGCAUCCACAUGUUUCUGCAUCAGGACAGAGGAGGAGAAUCCCGAUGCAUGGAAGUUACAGUGACCUGAUGGGCUUCCAGUGUGUCAAAGAUCAUUCCACAACGACACAAUCUGUUGUGUGUUUUCUCAGCCUGCACAAAUAUGGCGACUGUUUUCUUUCUUUCUGAUUUUACAGUUGUUACGAAGCAAAUUGAAAUGUAAUUUCCAAUGUGACAAUAAUGAGACUCGGAGCUGCACGAUGUGACGAUGUGGAAUUUUGACUUUGACGCAUACCUGCACCCUCACACAGCCUGCUGAAAACAAACCGUGUUGUGCAUGUUUAAGAGUAACGGUAACAUGAACAACUUAGCGGUUACGCUCAGAUUUCAGGUUUAUAUGGUGGAAUUGUAAUAACAGCGCCCUCCUCUGGUUGAGUCCUGCACUACACCUGGCCUGUCAGAUUUAUGCAGAGAAUCGCUGUCAGCCUGCAUGACCACACAGUGCAUUGUCCGUUCUAACAGAAUUUGCCUUGAUAUCAAAUUAUCUAAAUUGCCAUCGAACUUUGAACUCCCAUCAGCUCAUCUGAAGACUUUAUCGGUCAUGCUAAUAGUGAACACAGUCCGUAAUCUCUUAAUAUCGUGUCAUUGCCAGAAACACCUUUAGUCUCCUUUGCAAUGAUUCUGCAGGAUUUUAUUAGAUGCUUAAAAUUAUUUGAAUAGAUUUAAAGUGAAUAUCAUUAAUGGAGUGUUGUCGCACCCACACCCACAUAGUAUGACAUGCAUGCUGCUGGGAAAAGGAGAGAAAAGAAGAGACUGAAAAGUUUAUUUCCGCCUCCAGGAUGACCAGAAGAGAACACACAGUUCACCACAAUGUAACCAGUUUACUUAAGAGCGAGGUUAUCUGAGCACGUAAUGAUUUAGUGGUUCUGGAGUUUUUUUCUUUGACUUGAAAGUGGAAAAAUUAAGCUAGAAUGAUACACUGGUGAACUUUGAGGACUAAUUCCUGCCCCAUGCAGCUGAUCAGAGCCACUGCAUGGUCUCUGUGGGCAGUCGAGUAUUUCACCGCAGUCUUCCACUUUGUGUUUGCUAGUGUGGUAGAGUGGCUGUGAACAUCAGGCCAGGAUGUUGUAUGUUCCUAAACUAAAUGCGAUAAUGAAGAUAUUGUUAUUUUGUUAAACACAAGUGUGUGACAGCGUGUUCAGCUGAAAUCCUAACAUCGCACACUUUAAUGUGUGCUGUGCAAACUAAUCUGUGACCUCUCGGGUUUCCAAAGAGCUGAAUGCUUAAAACAGCAAAUGCUGAUGUGAGUAAACCCUGGACUCGCCUUUGCUCUUGUCUCAGGUUAUUUAAGUAUAUUUGUGUUCAGACGUGCAGGUGUCUACAUUAACUACACUCUAAUCAUGGGGAAUGCAUAAUCACAGAUGGUAAGCUACUGAUUUCCAAUGGCCAAGCUACAUUUGUCCCUCCUUUAAGAUGCUGCAAUCAGCUAUUAUCAAAAUAAAGUUUUUUCAUAUGGCAAACAUGUCAUCUAAUGAUAUUCCAGUGUAUUAAUAAAAUGUUUUUAAAAAUA
Molecule: messenger RNA, 2718 nt
Organism: Maylandia zebra (zebra mbuna)
Lineage: Eukaryota; Metazoa; Chordata; Actinopteri; Cichliformes; Cichlidae
Gene: fam241a
Product: family with sequence similarity 241 member A
Cellular component (GO): intracellular membrane-bounded organelle
Source: RefSeq, a predicted model, not a curated record